CGUGUUUAUCUGUUUUUGAGCAGGUCUGGUAUGCCUCAUACACAGCAGACGGAAGAAUCGCGAGUCUGGGUGAGAAAAAACGGUAAAGAAUGGCUGAAUUUGCAUGUACAUCGCUCUACUCUAUCUGGCAGCGGUGUAGUCUCUGGCUGCAACGGUGGCUUAUCAACUCAACCUGCUAAAUCCGCUUUUCUAGAAUCUCAGAUUGCCUUUUCCCAACGUUAUUAUGGUUUUGAUGCUUUACCCUUCUUUGGCAUUACGAGAAUUAAUACCUGGAAUUAUGCAGCUUUCGUUAAAUAA
Messenger RNA from Protopolystoma xenopodis, 297 nucleotides. The record is from the annotation of a GenBank genome assembly. NCBI's taxonomy places the organism in Eukaryota, Metazoa, Platyhelminthes, Monogenea, Polystomatidea, Polystomatidae.